Messenger RNA from Suillus fuscotomentosus, 1023 nucleotides. RefSeq lists its product as uncharacterized. Bases 1 to 1023 code for a protein of 340 amino acids. The transcript is spliced from 2 exons. NCBI's taxonomy places the organism in Eukaryota, Fungi, Basidiomycota, Agaricomycetes, Boletales, Suillaceae. The record is from RefSeq and is a predicted model, not a curated record.
AUGGAACUUGCUAACCCCUCUCCAUUUAGUAACCUUCCCAUUGAGAUUGCCCUCAUCGUCUUCACAUAUGCGGCCAAGCCGACAUUUUCUCAAGAAGAGAAAUAUGAUGAUAAGAGUCCCUAUUCCACUGCCGUCUCCCUAUGUCUCGUCUCUCGACUUGUGAGACGCACCAUCUUCCCCGAAUUCCUGCACACGAUCUUGCUUCGCCGACCCAACAGCGUGAAUAUGUUUGAAAAUGCUCUGCGUAUGCAGAAAGCGUACGCUGAGAAAGAAAGCGAUCUCGUAUUUGACUAUAUCUCCGCUAUAAAGAGGAUGUGGAUCGAUGACUUGUCGUAUCGUGGAAAUUUUCAGUCCGAUCAGGACACGAACGUGCUGGUUCCAGUGAUACUUGCUACGCCGGCACUUGCAAUUAACUCCUACCAAUUAUUGCGUGUGAUGUAUAGCGUGCAAAAAGCAUGGGAUUUCUAUACAGAUCCCAAUGUCAGCGGACCCUCCCCCUUUCCUGGAAAACCCAAAAGUCUGACAUUAACAGAACUCGAUGUCAACUCCGCGUUCUUCCACAGCAUUACGAAAGGAUUCAUUUUCCUUACAUGGAUCACCCAUAUCACUUGCCUCGCCGAUUUGCAGGGGGCUUCAAACAGUUUUUGUGACACCCGUAGGGGCUUACCAUCUCCAGAACAUCCGCUACGUAUUUGGAUACGCGCCAUUCCGUGGGCUUCGAUGAAAGACCCAAAAACAUUUUCAAUAGUUUACCCGCACCUGACUGCCCACUACGAUAACAAUUCAUAUAUCGAUCGCACAAGGGGAGUACAUGUGCAUGUGGAGCAAUUCACAGUGCCUGCUGCCCCGUACAAGCAGGACCCCCCUAACUCUAGAUCGUGGAGGGCAGUGCUGCUUUCUGUGAAGGAUAAGAAGAAGGUAUUGGAUGGUCUUUCCUUCAAGGUUACGCGGGAUCAGAUGCACUUGACACAGGUUUUGUGCUCGUGGGAUAAAGCUUGGGCCUCCGGAUUAAUCGACGGAUGA